CUAUUGUCUUUUGGGAAGCCCGCGAAAUCCCCCGCCGCUAGCUUUUCUCUUCGACGGGAGUCGCGAGAUUCUUGUGCGUCGCCUUCGCCUCACUUCGUUCGAUAAUCUCUUUCACAGCUCCGUCUCGACCGACCAAAUCUUCACGAAUCCCGGAAGAUGGCCAGGAAAAAGUUGUGCUUCAACAAUUUGUUUUAGUGCAUGCUUGACACUGAUGCCACUGCUCCUUUGAACCAGAACCAGUCUGAUAUUUGUACACAUAAAGACCCUCCAUCUUAAGAUUCCUCACAAAAGGUCUAGUAUGCUCUGAACCUUCUGUUAUAGUUCAAUCAAAGAAAUUUCUACUUGCAAGUAUACUGUCACAGGACAGUGCCCACUGCCAUCGAAGCAUCCGAUGCUUCAACAAGAAAGGGCAAUGUAGCACGCCAUCAACUGCAAUUGAUACAGGCACAAACAUGGUAGCUUCUUCGUUCAUGAUAGCUAAUGUAACAUGUUGUCAGUGCCAACCCUCAGAAAGCUCCGCUUGAAAUGGUAGCAAAUCUUAUCCUACCCAAAUUUGAUUGACUGCUCAGUUCAUGUUGGUUACGCUGCCGCUUCUGCAUCAACCUUCAUGUCGGUGUGAUCAUGGCGAUACGGAAGCCGGCGUGGUUGGAAGCGCUUGACGCCCAGAAGUUCUUCGUCGGCUGCUGCCUCCACGAGAACGCCAAGAAGAACGAGAAGAACAUCUGCUGCCUCGACUGCUGCACCAGCAUCUGCCCGCACUGCGUGUCGUCGCACCGCCGCCACCGGCUGCUGCAGGUGCGGCGGUACGUGUACCACGACGUGGUGCGGCUGGAAGACCUGGAGAAGCUCAUCGACUGCUCCAGUGUUCAGUCGUAUACGAUCAACAGCUCCAAGGUGGUGUUUCUGAAGAAGAGGCCUCAGAGCAGGCAGUUCAAAGGGUCAGGGAACAUCUGCACUUCAUGUGAUAGGAGCCUUCAGGAACCCUUCAUUCAUUGUUCUCUGGGUUGUAAGGUGGAGUAUGUGCUGAGGCAGAAGCAGGAUCUGUCUCCUUACCUGAGAAGAUGCAAGACUCUUCAGCUGAGCCCAGACUACAUCAUUCCUCAUGAUGUGGAUGAAGAGACCACUCACUCCACCAUCGUGGAAGGUGAUGAGCACACUGCGUCAUCAGACUCUGAGAGGUUGAGCUUGCCAUGCACUCGCUUCCAGAUCAUGAACAGGAAGGCUAGCUGGCCUUGCAUCUCUGCAACAUCACCCGCGGCUGCCUCUGAUGUGCACGCCAGCAGAAACAUGAGCAGGAGAAAAGGUGUUCCUCACAGAUCUCCUCUGUGCUGAGAGAUGGUGAUUCCAGCGGUUCAGCCAAUAAGUCCAUACUUGUCUCCUUCCUUCCUUCUAAUCAGUGGCCAUCAUGUGGUUCCCAAUUACAAUAUCUCAGUGUUGAACUAAUCCAUUGAACACACAGGUUUGUAGUUGGACAGGUCUUGUUGGCAAUGGGGUUCAAUUAGCUCCAUUGUGGUUCAACCAAACAAAGACUUUGGAUUAGUUUGGCAAAGACUUCGAUUGUAUUGGCUCUGUGGUGGUUGGAUUAGUGUGGGCAAGAAGAGGCAUAU
Molecule: messenger RNA, 1607 nt
Organism: Musa acuminata AAA Group (dessert banana)
Lineage: Eukaryota; Viridiplantae; Streptophyta; Magnoliopsida; Zingiberales; Musaceae
Product: protein RGF1 INDUCIBLE TRANSCRIPTION FACTOR 1-like
Exons: 9
Coding region: 622-1332 (236 amino acids)
Source: RefSeq, a predicted model, not a curated record